AUGCGUAUAUCUCUAGCCAAAUUACUCUCAAACGACGAAACCGAAUUGCAACGCCUGGGAGAUGCAUGUCGAGAGCUCGGUGCUUUCUACCUUGAUCUCCAGAUGACAGACAUCGGCAAAAAUAUCCUAAAGGAUGUGGACAAAUUAUUUUUGCUUGGAGAACACUUUUUUGAUCUUUCUGUUCAAGAAAAGGAGAAGUACGACAUGGGGAAGUUUGGUGGUUAUUAUGGGUAUAAGGGCUACUUUAAUCGAAUGCUCGACUUGAAAGAAUUCUAUGCAGUUUCAAAGGACGACAUACUCUCCAUACCGUGCCCCAGGACCGCUUACAAAUCCAAACCCGUCCUUCCUCAGCCUUCCACCAUCCAAUCCGCUCGACCAGCCAUCCACUCGUAUAUCGAACUAUCUCACGCAAUUGUAACGAUACUACUGCGUCAUCUCACGACACUUUUGCACUUUCCCGUUGGAACUCUUGAAAACUUACAUCGCCAAGGGGCUUGUAGCGGGGAUCAAGUUCGCUGGAUCAAGAUCCAACCGAGCCAAGAAUCCAGAAUCAACCCCGGAGAUGAAGUUCUAUUAGAUGAGCAUUCCGAUUCCAACAGCGUUACUGUUCUAUUCAACACCCUAGGAGGAUUGGAGGUUCGGCAGCCAUGUCAUGCCCGUCAGGCGUCUGCUUCAGGCGGGGAUGGGGCGGACGGUGCACCUGGUCGCUGGAUCCAGGCAGGACCACUUCCGGGGCACUGCAUCAUUCAUCUGGGCGAGCAAAUUGCAAAAUUAUCCUCUGGCACCCUUCGAGCCAGUGUGCACCGCGUCUGCAUCCUUCCCGAUCAUCAAAAAGCCCAGACCCGAUAUUCCCUUGUUUAUUUCGCCAGACCCGAAGACAAGGUCAUUUUGCAGCAGCUUGAGGGCGUUUCGGUUGUGCCCGGGCCGGGUGACCUUGAAAAGUCGAGCCAUGCGGAAGAGACGAGCACGAAAACUGCGGCAAUCGCCCGUUGGAUUAAAAGAAAAAGUAAAGUAUGCUAA
Coccidioides posadasii C735 delta SOWgp is the source of this 1020-nucleotide messenger RNA. RefSeq lists its product as uncharacterized. Lineage: Eukaryota; Fungi; Ascomycota; Eurotiomycetes; Onygenales; Onygenaceae. Gene Ontology annotation, molecular function: 2-oxoglutarate-dependent dioxygenase activity. The record is from RefSeq and is a predicted model, not a curated record.